This is a messenger RNA of Penaeus vannamei (Pacific white shrimp), 1895 nucleotides long. The record is from RefSeq and is a predicted model, not a curated record. NCBI's taxonomy places the organism in Eukaryota, Metazoa, Arthropoda, Malacostraca, Decapoda, Penaeidae.
AUGGCAAUACCAAUGUGGUGCCGUAGCACCCAGGGGUCUGGUGCUCGGAACGGGGAAGGGAGGAACAGGUUUGGCGAGGCGACGCCGCUGCAGCUUGAAAGCAUCGGGAAAGUCAAAGGGUUUAAGCGCGAAGAAAACGAGGGCGAGACGGGCGGCGUCGCAAGUCCGAGUAUCAUGUGGUCACGUAUUCGUUACUUUUACAUUUUUAAUGAGCUGAGAGAAAUGUUUGUAUAUGAAAUAACUAGCGUGCCCAUGCUCAUCUGCGUCCCGGGCUCCGUGGCGGGAGGGGCGCUGACGGAGCGCGUGGGGCCGCGGCGCCUGCAGAUGGCGCUGUGUCCGGUCCUCGCGCUCGCCUUCCUCGGGAUGCCGGCGGCCGCGUGGGUCUGCGCCCGGGAGUCAGAUUACCUGCAAGGGCUCUUGAUCUUAUGCCGUGUCAUUCAGGUAAAAGUACUGCCCUUUGGAAUUUCAAGCUUCAGGAUUUAUGUGUUGCAUCUGAUGUCGCACAUUGCCCCAUUGGCCCACCGACCGGAUGAGGCAGACUUAAAUUGCAUGCUUUACAUUGCAUGUUUCUGGACAGUGACAUCAAUUGCAUGCUUUAAAUUGCAUGUUUCUGGACUAAUCUUGUCAUUAGUAAAUCAGACUACAAUGCAUUUAAAACGGCCGUGGCCCUUCUCACAAACGGUUCAGUCAGGAAGGUCGUUAGGGCCAAUUUAUAAACAAAUUACAGACCCCAGGGGCCUGGUGGUGGCGCUGCUGUACCCUGCGGUCCACAUCUACCCGUGUGAGAUCGCCGACCCGCGGCGCCGAGGGACGCUGGGCAGCCUCAUCCAAGUGUGGGCUUCGAUUGGGUACUUGCUGUGCUAUGUCUUGGGUCGCUACUUGUCCUGGAUUUCUCUAGCGGUUGCGCUGCCGAUGGUGACUCUGCUCCCCGGCUUCUUGGGCUUGACUUUGGCUCCUGAGUCGCCUCUGUGGCUAGCGAGGCAAGGGAAGCCCGAGGAGGCAAGAGCAGCGUUGCAGUGCCUUCGAGUGUCCGAGGAAGAAGUAUCGAGUGCCAUCUGCGCGGUCGUGCAGAUCGAGGAGGACAGGACGCAGUUGCGUGCCGUACUCCAGAGUCCCCAGAAGAAAAUGUACUUCGUGCCCAUCCUCGUUUCCGUAAUGGUAUUCGUAAUGACUCAGUUCACGGGCCAGAUUGUCAUUUCUGCCAAUGCUGUUCGCAUAUUCCGAUCGGCAGAGGUCGGACUAAGUCCCUCAUUAAGUUCUAUUUUAGUCGGGACAACUCGACUAACUUUUUGCGCCAUGGGGUCCCUUUUGCUGUACCGCGUGCCUCGGAAAACACUUCUGGUUGCAGGAAAUGCGGUGGCUGGAGUUGCCCUGCUUUCAAUUGCAACAUUCUUCUUCAUGCGAAGCAGAGAGUACGACACAUCUGGGCUGAACUGGCUUCCACUAGGAAGUCUGAUGCUCUAUAUGGUCGCCUUUUCCAUCGGCAUUGGGCCGGCGAGCUCUCUCCUGCACGUGGAGGUGCUUCCGGGCCCCGUCAGAUCGGUUGGCAGCAGCGUGGCAGCCACAUGCUUCUUUGCCUCAAUAUUCCUGGUUACUAAAACCUUCGAUGACGUCGAGGCUGCAUUCGGUCUACACAGUGUCUUCUAUGCAUAUGCACUUGGCUGCGCUGUGUUCUGCAUUCUAGUAAUAUCCUGGGUACCCGAGACGAAGGACCGCUCGCUUGGGGAAAUAGAAAACAUCUGGAAAAUGAAAUACGGAGAUUUUCAGACAGAGGCUACGGAAGCAUCGAGUCAAGUGUUACUGCCCAAAAUGCAAGCAUCUCAGAACAUUGGCUCUCUGAAGGGGAAUCCUAUUUGAUUACCCUUUUACCUUGAAAAUUAGAAAAUUUCACAGGC